Messenger RNA from Dentiscutata heterogama, 389 nucleotides. The record is from the annotation of a GenBank genome assembly. Lineage: Eukaryota; Fungi; Glomeromycota; Glomeromycetes; Diversisporales; Gigasporaceae.
AAAACGACACAAGAUCUAACGCGAUUGGUUUUUCAUUCAAAAUGUCCCAUCCAACACUUUAUAAUACUGUCAAAAACAGUCGCUUCCUUUAUGGUCUCUUGAAACCAGUUGCUAGCUUCUAUGCUAAUAUCGCUGGAUAUAGGCAACUAGGCUUAAGAUAUGACGAUAUCUUAAAUGACGAGAGUGAUACUACUAAGGAAGCGUUAAAACGCAUAUCGCCCAAGGAACAAGAUCUUAGAACUUAUCGAAUUCGAACUGCUUUUCAAUUAUCCUUACAACAUGAUAUUUUGCCAAAAGAAAAAUGGACAAAACCUGAAGAUGUGGAUGAGAUUGUAAAAGAAGAAGAAGAACGAGAAGCUUUCGAUGCAAUCAAAGUUGUUCGCAAAUAG